GUUGCCGAGGAUGUUUGGGAGUUUCUUUUGAGAGGAGAGUCUGAGAACACGAUUUGUAGUUUUGAGGCAUCUGACGGAGAACUAAAAUUAGAAAAUGUUCUUUACGGAGAUAUUUGGAUUUGUUCAGGACAAGGAAACAUGGAGCAAAACAUGCUGAAUAUUGAAAAUGCUGCAGACGAAAUAGAUGCUUCUGAAGUUUACACAGAUAGGAUUAGGUAUACUAUUGUAACAAACCAAGCGCUGGAGGAAACAGAUGAUAAUUAUGAUCAAACCCAUUCUCUUUCUUGGUCUCCAGCAGAGGAUCUAGAGAGUCUUCAGUCCAUGUCGGCAAUAUGCUUCCUGUUUGCUCGGUCUGUUUAUGAUGUUACUGAGAUACCACAAGGUCUUGUCUCUGCGGACUGGGCUGGUACUCCUAUCGAGUCUUGGUCUGAUCAAGAGACACUGGACGAAUGUGGUAUUCCUGCAAGUGUUAACGAAGGUACUCCAGCUUAUACCACCUCCUCCCUAUGGAACGGAAUGAUAAAUCCUCUGAAACGGAAUGCUGUCACCGGAUUCCUCUGGUAUCAAGGAGAGGCUAAUGGAGAACGGAAUAGAGAUCUAUAUAACUGCUCUUUCCCGGCCAUGAUCUCCGAUUGGAGGGAAGAGUUUUCAGCUAAUUCAGCAACUUCCCCUGAAGCGCCAUUUGGAUUUGUCCAGCUUUCUACAUGGCGGCCUGACAGUACAGAUGCUGGGUUUCCGGUCAUAAGAUGGCAUCAGACUGCAGAUGUUGGGUAUGUUCCAAAUGAUUUGAUGAAAAAUGUGUUCAUGUCUUCACCCCUAGACACAUUUGACCCAGCUGGUGGCAUUUGUCCCAGAUAUAAGCAAAUUGCUGCUGAAAGAUUGGCAAUCGCUGGCCUCCAUGUUGCCUAUGGGUUUACAGAUUUCCCAACAAAUGGUCCUUUUCCAAUCAACAUAGGGCUAGCUCAACCUGAAAAAGAGCCUGGAGAUCUUGUUUUUGUUGACUAUGAUCAGGAUUUUCAAUAUCUUGACGUAGAGAUCAGUGGAUUCUACUACUGCUCCUCUGAACCUGCUGAGUGUGAUGCAGGGAGUAAUACCAAUAGUUGGAUCGAGAUCCCUAAAGAGUCUGUUCACCAAAUUGGUCAACGGACAAUCACAAUCGACCUGUCUGGAUUCUCGAACGUGUACGAGGGGUCAAUUGGAUAUUUAUGGCGAGAAACCCCUGUCAAGGAACUUCUUGGUCUACCCAUCUACGCAGCAGACGAUUUCAAACUACCCUCCCCACCUUGGAAGAUGAAAAUUUUGAAUUAGAUUAAUUUCAUAUAUUUAAUAUUUUUUAAUUUUAUGAUUAAUAAAUAUUUUUCAAUUUAAAGAAAACAAUGAUAACAGGACUC
Eurytemora carolleeae is the source of this 1391-nucleotide messenger RNA. RefSeq names its product sialate O-acetylesterase. Gene Ontology annotation, biological process: carbohydrate metabolic process. NCBI's taxonomy places the organism in Eukaryota, Metazoa, Arthropoda, Copepoda, Calanoida, Temoridae. The record is from RefSeq and is a predicted model, not a curated record. Gene Ontology annotation, molecular function: sialate O-acetylesterase activity.